AUGGCGACGGGUCACGUCAGAGAGUACAUCAAGAGGGUUGCGUCCAUCGAUCAAGAAAUAUAUCCUAAAUGGGAUCUGACGAAGCCGCUGCCAAAGUUACCGGUGCCAGAGCUCCACAGCACCUUACAGAAGUAUCUGACCAUCAUUCGCCCAAUUGUGUCCACCCAACAGUACCUUAAAACCAAGGCCCUCAUCAAGGAGUUUUGUGACCCCGGAGAUGAUGGCGAGAUCCUGCAGGAACAACUGAAAUUAUAUGCCGAAUCCAAAGAGAACUGGGCGUAUAACUGGUGGCUGGAUGACAUGUACAUGAAGAACAGACUUCCUCUACCCAUCAACUCCAACCCCGGAAUGAUCUUUCCGAAACAACACUUCAUUGACCGCAGGGAGCAACUCCGAUAUGCAACGAGGCUUAUUUCCGGAAUACUUGACUACAAGACAAUAAUUGACGCGAAAGGUUUGCCCAUAGAUAGAGCCCGACACAAGGUGAAAGGUCAGCCGUUAUGCAUGGAGCAAUACUACCGUUUGUUUACGUCGUACCGAGUUCCCGGCGUCAACAAGGACUGUCUUAUCUCCAAUACCAGCAAACUCAUGCCGGAACCGGAACAUAUCAUUGUCAUAUGCAAAAACCAGUUUUUCGUCUUGGAUGUCGUCAUUAACUUUACCCGUCUAAGUGAAGACGACCUGCUCACACAACUGGACCGAAUUUACAAGAUGGCGGAGGAAGUGACUGACGCUGAGCCUGUUGGGAUACUUACUGCAGCCUACAGAGAUAAGUGGGGUGACGCCAGAAUCAAGCUCAUGCAAGACUCUACAAAUCGUGAUUCAUUGGACGCCAUCGAGAGGAGUAUUUUUAUAUUGUGUCUGGACAGUUCUAUACCCAUCUCUUUCAACCACCAAAACAGUAUAGACGAGACAAAUCUCAACAUCCGGGACGAAGUGUCUCUGUUGUACCAAAUGCUCCACGGCUUUGGAACACAACAAAACGGGGCUAACCGCUGGUAUGAUAAAACUAUGCAAUUCAUCAUCUCCCAAGAUGGUGCCUGUGGUUUGUGCUAUGAACAUUCGCCAUCAGAGGGUAUCGCUGUUGUUCAGUUGAUAGAACAUCUAUUACGCUAUAUGGAGGAAGUUCGGGUGCAGAAACUUACAAGGAUGCAGUCGAUUUGUGAGAUCCCUUACCCCCGGAAACUUAACUGGAAAGUUUCCGAAGAAGUGCACCAGCGGAUGGAAGAAGCUUCAGCUCAUAUUAAUAGACAGAUUGAUGACUUGGAUCUUUUUGUCCUUCGUUUCGAGAAGUUUGGAAGAGACUUUCCGAAAUCUCAGAACAUGAGCCCCGAUUCCUUCAUCCAGCUAGCCCUACAACUGACCUAUUAUAAGGUCCACCAUCGCCUGGUGUCCACAUACGAGAGUGCUUCCACACGGAGAUUUCGGCUUGGAAGAGUUGAUAACAUCCGGGCUAACUCGCCUCAGGCUUUGGACUGGGUAAAGGCCAUGGUGGGAGAAACAGAAGUGCCCGACUCUGAGAUAAUACGGCUUCUAAGGAAGGCUAUGGAAUGGCAGACAGAGACCAUGACACAGACUAUUCUCGGACAUGGUGUAGACAUACACCUUCUUGGUCUUAAGGAAAUUGCGCUAGAAACUGGGCGGGACGUUCCGACUAUUCUAAAGGACGAGAUUUUUCAGACAUCCAACCAUUUCUCCUUAUCGACCAGUCAGGUACCGACGACAAUGGACGCCAUGAUGUGUUACGGACCUGUAGUUCCGGACGGAUAUGGUGUUUGUUAUAAUCCUCACCCAGACAAUAUUGUUGUAUGCGUGACAUCUUUUAAAAGCUGUAAUGAAACCACUUCAGACUAUUUUGCAUACACGCUUGAGAGCAGUUUCCUACAAAUGCACGAACUCUUGGUGAAGGUUACCGAGGAGCCGGCCGUGAAAACCUGUUCAAGGAGUAACAGUAUCGAGCGACGUAAUGGCGACCUUUCAAGGUCAGAUAGCAAAAACGGAAGUCCGAGGAGAUCAAAACUUGUGCGCCAAAAACGUGCGCAAAACACAAAUCAAGACACUCCACAAAAUGGAUCAAGUAAUUGA
Messenger RNA from Ylistrum balloti, 2085 nucleotides. Its product is annotated as choline O-acetyltransferase-like. Gene Ontology annotation, biological process: acetylcholine biosynthetic process; neuromuscular synaptic transmission. The record is from RefSeq and is a predicted model, not a curated record. Gene Ontology annotation, molecular function: choline O-acetyltransferase activity. Gene Ontology annotation, cellular component: cytoplasm; neuron projection. Bases 1 to 2085 code for a protein of 694 amino acids. NCBI's taxonomy places the organism in Eukaryota, Metazoa, Mollusca, Bivalvia, Pectinida, Pectinidae. The transcript has 13 exons.